UAAGCAUCGAAUUUUGUUGCUCUCUUCUCUAGUGCUCGCUCCACUCACUUUUGUGUUAGUUGUUAAAGUAAAAUCACGAUAACCUCUAACAACUGAGAACUGAAAAUGAAAGAAGAAAAACCCCCGUAAAAACGGGGGUUAGGUUUGGUAAAGUACGAACUGAAAAUGAUGAUGGGAGAUAUCAUAUAAUUGUUUGAAUUCUAUGAUUCUCUAAUUUCAUUGAUUGAUACUGUUGGUGGUGCAGGAAGUCAUUCUAAUGUCUGUGUUGUUGUUGUUUAAUAGGUGCACUUAUAGUGUUUGUGAAAAUGCCUCAACUAGGUUAAUUCUUUGAUUGAAAAUUUAUUCUAAAUUCUUACUUUGAUAAAUAAUUACAGAUAUAAUUGUAUCGAUUUUUGUUAGUUAGAAUGAUGAGAGUUUUGUUGAAGACAAUUGCUUUGUCUUUCAUGUUUAUGUUUAAACCUUCUUCCUGCAACUUUAUAGUUCUUAUUUUCCGGCACUGUCUAAAACUAGAAGAAUCCAGCUUUUCUAUGAAGCAUAGCUAUGGGUAUGGUACAUGUAUGAUAUCACAGUUAAAAAUAAUCAAGGUAUGGAUACAUCAACUAAAAAAUAUCAUGAGAGAGUUAAAUUAUUCAAUUCACAAUAAAAACAUCACAAUAUAAAAGUGUAAAAGUAAAAAACUGUGUUUGGUUUACAACGACAAAGAAACUCAAAUACACGUAUAAUAUUUUAUUAUGCAUACAUGAGAAAUCCACAAAUUUCACCCUCAAAGGAAGAAUGAGGACAACGGAGUACCGGACAAGUACUAGAUUUUGCUAUUCAGGAGAGUUCCGAAACCGAUAGCCUUGCGCAGAAGCUGACAGUUCUGUUUAGUUAUCUCCAGAGCGGGCCUAAGCAUUUCAAUGGAAGCACAACAGGGCCAGAGUUUGACUCUUGAGGAGUGCUUGAAAUUACUGAAAGGAGAGCGAGAUGAGCAGCGUCUUGCUGGGCUUCUUCUGGUCACAAAGUUUUGUAAAGCUGACGAUCACUCCUCACUACGCAGGGUUUAUGAGGCUGUUGGUUCUCUCUUUCUUGAUCGGCUACUCAGAACUGGUAUGGGAAAAGGAACCAUAUCCAGUAGCGGGGACAACAACCGGGAUGCAUAUUUGAACCUGUCGAUUGCAGUUCUUGCUGCCCUUUGUCGUGUUCCAGAGAUUGCAUCCUCUGAAGACAUGAUUUCCAAGAUCCCAAUGAUAUUGGAAGUAAUUUCCACCCAAUCUUGCUCAUCUGUUCUUGAAGAAUGCUGUGAAUUUUUAUACUUAGUAUCAACUGCUUCAGAAAAUGGAAUCAUGAGAUUUUAUGAAUCUAGAGGCAUCAAGGUACUAGCUUCUCAGUUGCCUUCUCUGCAAGAUGGUUCACAUCUGGUGGAAAUAUCUAUUAAACUUUUGCAAUUGAUUCUGAGCAAAAUAUCAUUAGACACAAUCCGGAAUGAGUACUUAUCUGAGCUCUCAGUUAUUGUGGCUGCAAUAGCAAAGCAGUUCGCUAUCUUGCAUAAUUCCUUGAAAUUUGAAGCUCUCCACCUCCUUAAUUCCAUUCUUUCUUCAACAGAUUCGUCACAACUUCUUAAAACUCUCCAAUUACGGCCUCAAGAUAGCUGGUCACACAAUAUCCGUGUUGGUAUCAUGGCCAUUUUGCAGAAUCGUGUUGCAACUGCUGAAAGGCUUCAGGCUCUCAUUUUAGCUGAGUCUAUGGUUUCCAUAUUUGGAGAAGAUUGGCUGAUUAGCCAAGUAAGCACUAACAAGACACAAGAUCCAACUCCAGCUGACAUGUGUUUGUUGCUUGUCUUGGAGCAAUCGAGGGUUGAAAUUGCUGUUCUUUUGAAUGAGCUGGCCUAUUUAAAAUAUGAAGCACCUCAAGAUACCUUAGCUACUGUUGAGGCAUAUUCUCUUAAGCAACGAAACGUGGCUGUUGCCUAUUCUUUGGUUGAGAAGAUAAUAAAACUCAUUUCAAAUGUUGGUGAAAAUGAAGGGGCCCUUCUCGAUGAAGGCACAUUAACAAAGCUGAUACUACAACUUAAUGAGACAAUUGGUGUUGUGCUAGAGUAUUUAGAAGAUGCAAAGGAACAUGGUCAAAGGAAAGGGGAUGAUUUACUUGCUUCAGUGCGAAUCAUUGGAAGCUAUCUUGCAGAAGCACCGGUUGCAUGCAAGGAAAAAGUUCAAGAUCUUUUAGGGUAUAUGCUUUCAAUCGAAGGCGCAGAUGAACAAAGGCCCUUUCACUCUGUGUGCUUUCUGCUACCUAUGUUGUGUCAAAUUACUAUGAAGGUUGAAGGAUGCAAAGCUCUGGCUUCGUGUGGAGGGCUUAAGGCUGUUUUAGACUGCUUCAGUAAAUUAAUUGGGUCAAAUGUUUAUUUGGUUGAGGAUGAUGGCCGUGUCUUCUUGGCAUGUGAUACAAUAAUGAACCUUCUACUGAAGAAAAACAAAGUGCAGUUUAUGUUAGAUGAAUCGGCUUUUGUUGAUCUUCUUAAAGCAUUGGCUUAUUGGUCAGAAAACACUGAUGACAUGUCAAGUAAGAUGAUGGCUUCGAGCAUUUGUGCACUCAUAUUUGAUUAUACAUCAGAAGAGGCUCUUUUAAACAACCCUGAUUUCAAUCAUGGAACUCUUCGAAGUCUUUAUCAGCUCAUUGCAAGAUGUCUGGCUUCAUCAGAGCAGGAUACUAACACGGAUAUGGAUCUAUCUGAAAUUAUCUCUGCUGGUUUCUCUCGAUGGGCUCAUCGGUACCCCCACAUCAGAGAGGCAAUCAAAAUGUGAUUUUGAUUUCCCUAAUGUGUAUUAGUUGUAUGUGGAUGCAUUAACUUUCAAUAACAUUAAUUAGUGUAUUUGUGUUGAGUAUUUAUUCAGUUAGGAGGUUAGAGUUUGUUGAUAUUUCUUUAGUUGGUUAGUUCUCAAUGAGCUCUAUAUUUUGAGCACACUAUACAUUUUACAAAUCUUUUAAUAUGAUUAUUUAUUUAUGUA
This is a messenger RNA of Lathyrus oleraceus (garden pea), 2987 nucleotides long. RefSeq lists its product as uncharacterized. The transcript has 19 exons. NCBI's taxonomy places the organism in Eukaryota, Viridiplantae, Streptophyta, Magnoliopsida, Fabales, Fabaceae. Bases 900 to 2783 code for a protein of 627 amino acids. The record is from RefSeq and is a predicted model, not a curated record.